This is a messenger RNA of Protopterus annectens (West African lungfish), 2254 nucleotides long. RefSeq names its product melanin concentrating hormone receptor 2 (gene MCHR2). The coding region runs from base 459 to 1499 and encodes 346 amino acids. Gene Ontology annotation, biological process: neuropeptide signaling pathway. The record is from RefSeq and is a predicted model, not a curated record. Gene Ontology annotation, molecular function: G protein-coupled receptor activity; neuropeptide binding. The transcript has 6 exons. NCBI's taxonomy places the organism in Eukaryota, Metazoa, Chordata, Ceratodontiformes, Protopteridae. Gene Ontology annotation, cellular component: neuron projection; membrane.
GAGAGAAAGACAGAGAGAGAGAGAGAGAGAGAGAGAGAAAGCAAACCUGUCCUUUCCCUGUUACCCUGCUAGCUGACAGCACAAUGUUUGACUCACAUAAGCUGAAGAAAAUAUUUCUCAGUGUGUCGCUUCUAAUGGCAUGGUGUCUGCAGGCUUGUCUGCUUAUUUCUGCUACUUGGCUGCAAUAGUUAAAUUGUUUCUGAAUGACAAAAAAAUCCAUACAGAAUUUUCUCAUUCACUGUCUCUGGAGAUUAAUAACCUGAAAGCAGCUGUUUUAUCACUGACAGAAACAAAGUUAUUUUCCUUCAAAACCAGUUAAAGAGAGGAUAUCUAAAUAUACUCCAGCAAGCAUGGUAUUAGCAAAAGUUUGGAAAAUCUAAGUGUGCUGGGUAUUUGAAUGACUUCUGUAAUACAGAAAAAGUGCUAUCUUAGAGACCAAAGUAAUAAGGUCCAAAGAUAUGAACCACCUAAAGAUGAGUGAAAUACAGUUAAUAUGCUGGAACACUACCCAUGACUCUCAUAACAAGUCUUGGAUGUCCGAACACAAGUUAACCAGAACUGCUGAAACCAUUAUUCUUCCUUCUUUUAUUGGAGUGAUCUGUUCAACUGGAUUGAUUGGAAAUAUCCUAAUAUUAAUUACAAUCAUAAGGUCCAGAAGGAAAACAAUUCCAGAUAUUUACAUCUGUAAUCUGGCAGUAGCUGACUUAGUCCAUAUUAUUGGAAUGCCGUUCUUAAUUCAUCAGUGGGCUCGUGGAGGAGCCUGGGUGUUUGGUAGUGCUCUUUGCACAAUUAUCACAUCUCUGGAUACCUGCAAUCAGUUUGCAUGCAGUGCAAUUAUGACAGCUAUGAGCCUAGACAGAUACUUGGCACUUGUUCAUCCAUUUCGCCUGACUAGCUUGAGAACAAGAUCAAAGACUAUCAGAGUAAAUUUAUGUCUGUGGGCAGUUGCAUUUGUACUUGUUCUUCCUGUAUGGAUUCACUCCAAAGUCAUCAAGUUCAUAGAUGGAUUGGAAAGCUGUGCAUUUGACUUGGCGUCUCCUGAUGAUGUGUUAUGGUAUACACUCUAUCUGACUAUCACUUCCUUCUUCUUUCCGUUGCCACUGAUUCUGCUCUGUUACAUACUGAUUCUCUGUUAUACUUGGGAGAUCUACCAGCAAAAUAAGAAAGCUGGAAGGUAUAAUACUACAAUUCCAAGAGAGAGGGUCAUGAGACUAACCAAAAUGGUCCUUGUGUUGGUCGGAGUCUUUUUACUCAGUGCUGCACCACUUAAUAUUAUACAGCUGGUUAAUCUUCAAAUUGUCCGGCCAUCUAUAAGAUAUUAUGUGUGCUAUUAUAUCUCUAUAUGCCUCAGUUAUGUCAGCAGUGGCAUCAACCCUUUCCUCUAUAUAGUCCUCAGUGGAAAUUUUAGAAGGAGAUUGACUGGAUGUAGAAAAGUUAAAAUGAAGCUGACUGAACGGGAAAUUAAUAAUAUUGAAACAACUCUAAAAUCUAGUUUCUGAUUUGUCCAGAAAGAUGGGUUAAUGUUUGCACUAAACUGGUAUUUAUGAACUGCAGGAGUACUGCAGGGAUUGUGGUAUUAAGCACAUCAGUAUCCAUAUACUUGGUGAACUGAAUUAAAUAGGACAAUCAAUGUCCCUGUAACUUAUUGCAAGUGUUCUUUUGUUGUUUUCAUUCACUCUUUGUAUAUAAUGUUCUGUUACAGUGCAUGUACUAUAAAAAAGAACCAAAACUGAUUGCAUAUUUUAUUUCAUUACAAACAGGUAUCUACCAUUUCAUUUGUGAGUGUUGCUUAAAUUAAUGAAAUUGCUAUAACAUUUUUAAAAAUUUCUGAGUGUGACAUUAAUUACAUAUAUAUGUAAUUCUUUUGGAACAUGUUUAAUAAGAUGUGGGUAUUUUUUUCAUUAUUUCUUUUAAGAAAUUAAAUAGUUCAACUGGGAAGGAAAGAGUGUCUUCAUUUCCUUGUAUGCCACAACAUUGUAUUUAUUUAAUUAUUAAGUUUAUUAACUAAUGGAGUGGACUAACACAUAGCAAAAGCAAUUUUACUACAGCCUGGACUAUGAAGAGUUGCAUAGUGUAAAUGUUAACUAGAACAUUGUUGUAAAACAUAAAUUCUUACAUGUACAACAAUUUCUGCAUACAGUUGCAGUUGCUGAAUUAACUAUACAUAAUUGUUUAUAAAUAUGUGGAAUUUACAAGUAAUGUAUAAAAUUAUAGAGAAAAGUGUCCAUAAAUAACAAAUAUGUAUUUGACUGAG